This is a messenger RNA of Hansenula anomala, 1749 nucleotides long. RefSeq names its product nucleobase:cation symporter-2 family protein. NCBI's taxonomy places the organism in Eukaryota, Fungi, Ascomycota, Saccharomycetes, Phaffomycetales, Wickerhamomycetaceae. Gene Ontology annotation, cellular component: membrane; fungal-type vacuole. Bases 1 to 1749 code for a protein of 582 amino acids. Gene Ontology annotation, molecular function: xanthine transmembrane transporter activity. Gene Ontology annotation, biological process: transmembrane transport; xanthine transport. The record is from RefSeq and is a predicted model, not a curated record. The transcript has a single exon.
AUGGGCUCUUCAUCAGCUCAAGGAAGAACUGUCAUACGGAAACUAGUCCACAAAUUAACCACUAAAGAUGGUGUGCUUGGUGAUUAUGACUACAAAUAUCUAUUCACUCCUCAACUACCAUUCAUGAAGAAGAAUAAAGUGAGACAACCAUUUUUCGGUCUAGACUCAGAAAUGCCAAUUUUGCUAGGUUUUAUCCUGGGUUUACAACAUUCAUUAGCGAUGCUUGCAGGUAUCAUUACACCUCCAAUAAUUGUUUCAUCAUCUGCAAACUUCACUGCUCAACAACAACAAUAUUUAGUCACUGCUUCUUUAAUCAUCAGUGGAUUCUUAUCAAUGAUCCAAAUCACUAGAUUCCACAUAUAUCGUACACCAUACUAUCUGGGGUCAGGUAUGUUGUCAGUUGUUGGUAGUUCAUUUGGUGUUAUUGUCGUUGUUCAGAAAAUUUUACCAGUCAUGUACAAAACUGGGUUUUGUCCAUCUUCUGAUGAUGGUACCCCAUUGCCUUGUCCUGAUGGUUAUGGUGCUAUCAUUGGUACAUCAUGUGUAUGUGGGUUAUUAGAGGUUUGUUUCUCAUUUAUCCCACCAAAAUUUUUGAAGAAAUUAUUCCCACAAACUGUUACUGGUACUGUUGUCUUAUUGAUGGGUAUUUCAUUGAUUAAAUCUGGUUUCCAAGAUUGGGUUGGUGGUUCCGGAUGUGUUGAUGGUAUUUGUCCUUUUGAAGGUGCUCCAAAAGCUGCUAAAUUUGGUAGUCCUCAAUUCAUUGGGUUGGGAUUCUUGGUUUAUAUGACAAUCAUCAUUUCAGAAAAAUGGGGUGCUCCAAUCAUGAAAUCUUGCUCAGUUAUUCUGGGAUUAUUAGUUGGUUGUAUCGUUGCAGGUGCUUGUGGUUAUUUUGAUAAAUCAAGUAUUGAUGCUGCACCUGCUGCAAGUUUCGUUUGGACAACCACUUUCAAAAUGACAGUUUAUGGUCCAGCAGUUUUACCAAUGCUUGUUGUUUAUGUUGUUUUAGUUAUGGAAACAAUUGGCGAUUUGACUGCAACUGCCGAGGUUUCAAGAUUAGAAGUUGAAGGUCCAUUAUAUGAAUCAAGAAUUCAAGGUGGUGUUUUAGGGGAUGGGUUCAAUAGUAUUAUAGCUGGUCUUUGUACAAUCACUCCAAUGUCCACAUUUGCGCAAAAUAACGGUGUUAUUUCAAUUACAAAAUGUGCUAAUAGAACCGCUGGUUAUUGGUGUUGUUGUAUCUUGAUCAUUAUGGGUAUUUUCACAAAAUUCGCGGCUAGUUUAGUUGCAAUCCCAAAACCUGUAUUAGGUGGUAUGACUUCAUUUUUAUUCACAUCUGUUGCAGUUUCUGGGUUGAAAAUUAUUUCCAAUUCUCCAUUCACUAGAAGAGAUAGAUUUGUUUUAACAGCUGCUAUCUUGCCAGGUAUCGGUUGUAUUUUGGUUCCAAAUUGGUUUGAAAAUGUUUUCUCAUAUUCUGGUAAUAACCAUGCAUUGACUGGGUUCUUGGAUGCUAUUACUGUCAUUAUGGAAUCAAGUUAUGCCCUUGGUGGUAUUAUUGCCACUAUUUUAAACUUGGUGUUACCUCAAGUUAUGGAUGAUGAAGGUGAAGAUAUCCCGGAUGAUUUAGAAGAAUUGGCACUAGAUGAUUACGUUCACCAAUAUGACGAUGAGGACAAAGCCACCGAGAACAUGAAGAAGGAGAAAUCAUUAAGUGUCAAGUCUUCUUCAAACGGGUCUCAUAGUAAAGACCUUUAA